AGCAGAAAUGCUGCAGUAUGUACAAUACUGGUCAAUAGUUACAGGAACCUGGAGCAGCUGAUGACUGUUCUAUACACCGUCACACUUAGACUGAACUAGUCUGCUUGAGAAAUAACUUCCAGACUGUCCCUGUAUUCUGUACUACACUAAUAACCAUAAACUACUGGUUGCUAGGACAACCACACUGAAGAGCUGAGUUGACUGAUACACAAGAGUGUACAAAUGUAAACAAAUCUUGCUGGAGAGUGCAAAAAUAUCAGUAAAGAUUGUAAUCACCACUGAGUGUGAUAAACCACCGAGCCUAAUAAAAUAACUAUAUUAGGUCUUUCACAGAACUAGGCUCUCGACAGUGUCUGCACAUCUGGUAACAUCCAACAAAUAACAGCACAUUAGUGUACAACAUUUUAUGAUUUGUAAUCAUCCAUUGCUCCCUUGUGGGUGCUCACAAGGUAGUCCAGAAUGAUUGGGGGCCUGUGGUGUUGUAGCCCCAAAAUGUAACUUUUAUGGGGUAAAAAAAAAAAUUCAGGGUUUAAUACAGAGUGACCCAACAUUCCUAAAUGAGCAAGUACUUGGUGACACUGGUGAGGAAAAAACUAUAUGCACUGCAGCAUUUAUUGUUGACAUCUGAGUUAAAUAACAAUUUAUUUGUUCACAAACAACAACAAAAAACUGCUCCAUUUGAAAAACAACCAGCAUUCUGAAAUUUUGUUUCACUUCUGCUUUCUAUUUGGAAAUGUUAACUUGCUAACAUGUGGAAACAUGGUGAUGAAUGUACUUACUGUAUUUACUCAAUACUUAUCCUUUUGUGCAUGUAGAAGCAGCCUCAGGCCAUGUUGGUAAGACACAGAAAGGCACACACACACACACACACACACACAUACACAAAGUAAACACCUUUUGUAAUAUUACACUGAAUAUAUAAUUAUAUAUAGUCAUUUAUACGUUUUAAGUUCUGGGUCUACUCUUAGUCUUAGGUCAGAUAUAAGGGUACUUUGAGCUCUUAUAGAUAUGAUAGCGUCUGACCAUUGAGGUCUUUAUAGGUCCGGACUUGACGACUGUAACGCCCUUUACUCAGGCAUCAGUAAACAUAACAUUCACAGACUACAGUCAAUCCAGAACGCCGCCGCCUUUAACUCAUACCAGGAGAAGUGACCACAUAACACCAGUACUAGCUGCCCUUCACUGGCUUCCUGUGAGCUUUAGUAUUGAUUUUAAGAUUUCACUUUUGGUUUUUAAAGCUGUUAAUUGUCUGGCUCCCUCUUACAUACAGGAUCUUUUAAUUCCAUAUGAGCCUGAACACAUCCUGAGAUCCUCUGGCGAGGCCCUCCUGUCAGUCCCCAAAUCCCAGCCAGUAACUAAGUACUUUGUAACUGCAAAAGUCUUAUCAAGAACCUGAGGAGUACAUUGUCCUGGAUGGCAACAGUCUGACCACAGCUGACCUGGUCAACUUGGGUCGAGGCUUGUUCAAAAUAAAGUUAACGCCUGAGGCAGAGGAGGGAGUAGUCAAGGGCAGAGAGCUGAUUGAUAGCUUUAUCAGAGAAAACAGAGGCAGCUGCAGGAAAAUGUGGUUCGAUCACAUUGUGCUGGGGUGGGCAACCCACUGAGUGUGGAGAGGACACGCAUGCUGCUGGUUCUGCGAAUCAACGUCCUGGCAAAAGGCUACAGCGGCGUUUCCAAGGAAACCCUGCUUGCUAUGAUUGCAGCCUUCAAUGCAUCCUGUUUGUCCUGGGUACCAGAGAAGGGUACAGUGGGGGCGAGUGGAGACUUGGCCCCCUUGGCCCAUCUCACCCUGGGCCUGAUGGGGGAGGGCAAAAUGUGGUCACCACAGAGCGGCUGGGCUGAUGCCAAGGCUGUAUUGGAGGGCCAUGGACUCAAACCUCUCAAGCUGAAACCAAAGGAGGGAAUCGCUCUGAUCAAUGGGACUCAGAUGAUAUCCUCUCUGGGUGCUGAGGCUGUGGAGAGAGCCCUGAGUGUGGCCAGACAAGCUGACAUCAUUGCAGCCUUGACUUUGGAAGCCCUGAAAGGCACCACAAAGGCCUUCCACAGUGCUAUCCAUGCAGUGAGGCCUCACCGUGGUCAGAUGGAGGUGGCUGAGAGGCUUCGCUCUCUGUUAGACUCUGAUGUCUUCCCUUCUCAGAUCUCUGAGAGUCAGAAAACAUUCGAGCGUGUUCAGGAUGCCUACACCCUCCGCUGUAUCCCACAGGUUCAUGGAGUGGUGAAUGACACGAUUGCUUUUGUCCAGAAUGUGAUUUGCACUGAGCUGAACAGUGCCACAGACAACCCACUGGUAUUUGCAGAGAGUGGGGAGACAAUUUCUGGUGGGAAUUUCCAUGGAGAGUAUCCAGCAAAGGUCUUGGACUACCUGGCCAUAGGUGUGCAUGAACUGGCCAGUAUAAGUGAGAGGAGGAUUGAGAGGCUGGUGAACCCGUCCCUCAGUGAACUGCCUGCCUUUCUCGUGAAGGAAGGAGGGUUGAACUCUGGCUUUAUGAUUGCACACUGCACUGCUGCUGCCUUAGUGUCAGAGAAUAAGGUUCUGUGCCACCCAUCCUCCGUUGACUCUCUGUCCACCAGUGCAGCAACAGAGGACCAUGUGUCUAUGGGCGGCUGGGCUGCCCGCAAAGCCCUGAGAGUGGUGGAGCAUGUGGAACAAGUGCUGGCCAUAGAGCUGCUGGCUGCCUGCCAGGCCUUGGAGUUCCUGCGCCCUCUUCAGACCACCACUCCUCUGGAGAAGGUCCAUGAGUUGCUGCGCUCUGUGGUCAGGCCUUGGGACAAAGACCGUGUCAUGAGUCCUGACAUCGAAGCCGCUCAUUCACUCGUCAGGGAGCAAAAGGUCUGGAACACAGUGCAGCCUUACAUGGAGGAAUACAGGAAGAAGCUGCAGACAUGAAUGUCUACAGAUGCCACAGGCUACUGUUUUUUCAAGGUUUAUACCAAUUAUUGGUGAUUAAGGAGACCAAUAACCAAUAUAUAUUUGCGGUAAAAAUCAAAAUCUAAAAUUUUGAAAAAUCAUUUGUGGAAUAUAACUAAGUAUAUUUACUCAAGUAUGGUAUUUAGGUUAUUGUGUUUAUACUCAUUUACAUUUUGAAGUUAAAUCCUAUACUCUGAGGGCUGUAUAAUCUAUCUAAAUCUAGAUUUAUGAGGCUGAAGUGACAUUUUAUUCCCUUUACUGCAAGCAAGGUAAUAUCUGCUGCCUUACCUUUGAAACACAACUCUGCUUGCUUAGAUAGCCAAGAAUCAAUGAGCUGACACCAGCCAGGAACGCUAUAUCUUAAUCUUAUAAAAACGAAAUCAUGCAUAUUCUGAUUGUUUUGUGGUGAAUAAAAGGGGUGAAACGUC
Messenger RNA from Scatophagus argus, 3336 nucleotides. Its product is annotated as histidine ammonia-lyase-like. Gene Ontology annotation, biological process: L-histidine catabolic process. Gene Ontology annotation, molecular function: histidine ammonia-lyase activity. The record is from RefSeq and is a predicted model, not a curated record. Lineage: Eukaryota; Metazoa; Chordata; Actinopteri; Scatophagidae. The transcript is spliced from 18 exons. The coding region runs from base 1622 to 2887 and encodes 421 amino acids. Gene Ontology annotation, cellular component: cytoplasm.